Molecule: messenger RNA, 2270 nt
Organism: Budorcas taxicolor (takin)
Lineage: Eukaryota; Metazoa; Chordata; Mammalia; Artiodactyla; Bovidae
Gene: ZBTB22
Product: zinc finger and BTB domain containing 22
Exons: 2
Coding region: 1-2031 (676 amino acids)
Biological process (GO): regulation of transcription by RNA polymerase II
Molecular function (GO): protein binding; RNA polymerase II cis-regulatory region sequence-specific DNA binding; DNA-binding transcription factor activity, RNA polymerase II-specific
Source: RefSeq, a predicted model, not a curated record
AUGCCAGAACCGACCUGUCCCCCCAACCCAAGAAAAGUGUACAAAACCCCAGUAAGAGACCCCCCCCCCCGGCCGCCCUCCUCCUUCCCUUGUUCCUGUGGCUGGGGGGGUACCCCUUCCCUCCACACCAUGGAGCCAUCUCCUCUGUCUCCCAGCGGGGCAGCACUCCCCCUGCCUCUAUCACUGGCCCCGCCACCACUGCCCCUGCCUGCAGCGGCGGUGGUACAUGUGUCCUUCCCAGAGGUGACCAGUGCCCUCCUGGAGUCUCUCAAUCAGCAGCGGCUGCAGGGCCAGCUCUGUGAUGUGUCCAUCCGGGUGCAGGGACGGGAGUUCCGGGCUCAUCGUGCUGUCCUGGCUGCCUCUUCCCCUUACUUCCACGACCAGGUCCUACUCAAGGGCAUGACUUCCAUCUCGCUGCCCAGCGUCAUGGACCCAGGAGCCUUUGAGACUGUCUUGGCUUCAGCUUACACUGGCCGCCUCAGCAUGGCCGCUGCUGACAUUGUUAACUUCCUCACAGUGGGGUCCGUGCUCCAAAUGUGGCACAUCGUGGAUAAGUGCACUGAACUCCUCCGAGAGGGCCGGGCCUCAGCCACCACCACCACCGUCACAACUGCUGCAGCCACGUCGGUCACUGUCCCCGGUGCUGGGGUGCCUUCCGGGAGUGGGGGCACGGUGGCCCCUGCCACUGUGAGCUCCGUGCGCUCCCAUGCCUCCAGCCGGGCCAGUGAGAAUCAAUCCCCCAGCAGCAGCAACUACUUCAGCCCCCGGGAGUCCACUGAUUUCUCAUCUUCCUCCCAGGAGGCCUUUGCAGCUUCUGCAGUGGGCAGUGGGGAGCGCCGCACAGGCGGCCCUGUCUUCCCUGCCCCUGUGGUUGGCAGUGGGGGUGCUACCUCUGGCAAGCUGCUGCUGGAGGCAGAUGAGCUGUGUGAUGACGGUGGGGAUGGGAGGGGUGCGGUGGUCCCUGGGGCUGGGCUCCGCCGGCCCACCUAUGCACCCCCCAGCAUUGUGCCACAGAAACACUGGGUAUAUGUGAAGCGGGGUGGAAACUGCCCAGCAUCGGCACCCCUGGCUCCACAAGACCCAGACCUGGAAGAGGAUGAGGAGGAGGAAGACUUGGUGUUGACCUGUGAGGAUGACGAAGAUGAAGAGCUGGGGGGUGGCUCCAGGGUUUCAGCAGGGGGAGGACCUGAGGCUACCCUUAGCAUAAGUGAUGUCCGGACCCUGUCUGAGCCUCCGGACAAGGGAGAGGAGCAGGUCAAUUUCUGUGAGUCCUCCAAUGACUUUGGUCCCUAUGAAGGUGGGGGUCCUGGGGCAGGGCUUGAUGAUUCAGGGGGACCAAGCCCUUCAUCCUAUGCUCCAGCACACCCUCCAAGGCCCCUGCUCCCACUGGACAUGCAGGGCAACCAGAUCCUAGUCUUCCCAUCCUCUUCAUCCUCCUCCUCCUCACAGCCGCCAGGGAGCCAAGCUGAACACGGGGCGGUGACCCUGGGGGGCACACCAGCAGGGGCCCUGGGCGGGCCAGGUGGUACCGGCGGGACCCCUGGAGGGACAGGCAGUGGGGAUGGAAAUAAGAUCUUUUUGUGCCACUGCGGGAAAGCCUUCUCCCACAAGAGCAUGCGAGAUCGUCAUGUGAACAUGCACCUCAACCUGCGGCCCUUUGACUGCCCCGUGUGCAACAAAAAGUUCAAGAUGAAGCAUCACCUGACGGAGCACAUGAAGACGCACACAGGUCUCAAGCCCUACGAGUGCAGUGUCUGCGCCAAGAAGUUCAUGUGGCGAGACAGCUUCAUGCGCCACCGGGGACACUGUGAGCGCCGGCACCACUUAGGCGGCGGGGGCGGGGCUGGACCGGGCCCCGGGGGCGGGCCCAGCGGAGCGGCCUUGCAGCCCAAGAGAGAGUCCCCCGGCGGCGGCGGGGGCAGCGGCGAUGAGACGAGUGGGGCCACGCCCCCGUCCAGCCGAUGCGUCUGGUCCCCGCUCAGUGUCCACAAGGUGGAAAUGGGCUUCAGUGGGGGCGGCGGAGCAAACUGAAGGGGCGGCCCACCGGGGUAGCUUUCCGGGAAGAGAGAUUAGGGAUCACGAGUCUGGGGCACUGUGGACCCUAGGUGAUCUCCCAACUCACUGUCUUCCUGUCUCUAUGGACUUGUGUAUAUAUAUCCUGGAGGGGGAACCGCGUCGCCCCAUGGGCUACCCCAUUCCACUCCUCAGCCCCUCCUCCCCAAAGUAUCCCUGUAACUCAGCCCUUCCUUCCCUGCAGAUGGGUGCACAGA